Messenger RNA from Trichoderma aggressivum f. europaeum, 882 nucleotides. RefSeq lists its product as uncharacterized. Lineage: Eukaryota; Fungi; Ascomycota; Sordariomycetes; Hypocreales; Hypocreaceae. The coding region runs from base 1 to 882 and encodes 293 amino acids. Gene Ontology annotation, molecular function: oxidoreductase activity. The record is from RefSeq and is a predicted model, not a curated record. The transcript has 2 exons.
AUGGCAGCUACAUACACCACACCCAAGAGGCCUCUCACAUGGCUCAUCACUGGAUCUUCGUCUGGCUUCGGAUUGGCACUGGCCCGUAUCGUCCAGGCAAACGGCCACAAUCUGAUUGCAACAUCACGCAAGCCAUCAGCUACACCUCACCUCGUUGCCGAGGUUGAAGGCAAAGGUGGCCAAUGGAUUCAAUUGGACGUCAAUGACGUUGACUGCGAUAAAGUAAUUGAAGAGCUUGAGAGUCGAGGGCAGGCGGUUGAUGUCCUCGUGAAUAACGCAGGGUAUUGCAUUUACAAUCCUGUAGAAGCCUUCACCGAUGGCGAAAACCGCGCGCUGAUGGAAACGUUAUACUUUGGCCCUAGCCGUCUGAUCAGGGCUGCCGUCAAACACCAACGCAAACGAAGGUUCGGAAUCAUCGUGAACAUGAGCAGCGGUGCUGCGCUGGAGGCUAACCCUACUAUGGGCCCCUAUGGAGCUGGUAAAGCUGCAUUGGAUAGCAUGUCAAAGGCACUAGCAAAGGAGGUUGAGGCCUUUAAUAUCCGAGUAUUGACUGUCCUUCUUGGAACUUUUAAUACAGGCAUGGGCGAUGCGACCAUACUAGGCCAAAACCCGCUCCCUGAAGACUACAAGGGAUCGUUGUCGGAAAAGGUGAUGGACAUGAUGUCUACCGGCAAAUUUGCUCCAAAUGGAGACAAAGACAAGGCUAUGAAAGCUGUCUACGAAGUCGUUGUGGGAGAAGGCGUUGGUAAAAGCCACGAGGAAGAAAGGGCCCUUCCGCUGGGUCGGGAUUUGGCAGGCAGGAUUCAAGUUGUGCAGAACUACUUGUCCCAUGCUAUAGAGGUCUUCGGCGAUGUCUGCAACAACGUGCAUUUGGAAGUCUAA